AAAUUGCCAAACUGCCAUGCUCAUCCAUCAUGAAAGUGUCCCCGUCCUCUUCACCUGUCAUUGUUCUCAUUGGACACUCAGCUAUCCAGCGGCCUCAAGCCUACUUAGCCAUCACUGCAAGGGCAAUAUUUUUGAUGGGGCACCUAGUCUAUUGUAAUGGUCGUUCUUUAGUCAUCAGUAACUGUGAGUUUAACCCUGUAUCAUCAGAACGUCAAUAUUGGUUCCCUGCUUUAAAAAGUCAGUUGUAACAACAAACAGUAAUCAUUGUGGCAGUAGUAACAAUAGCCAUAGCAAUAGUGUUAGAUAUAUGGUAGUGAAUUCUGCAUUAUAGUAUUACGACAUUUAGUCCCCACACAUUUUUGAUCUGCAAAUACAAUCCUGCUAUAUGUCACAGAGAAAGGGACUGGGGGUUGUUAAGCACAGAAACUGGUCAGGGCCCAAACUGAACCCACACAUACAGCCAUCCAUUUAAAUAACUUUGCAUAACAAGGCUCUUCAGACACAAUAUCACUCCACUGCAUUCACAACUGCAAUUGUUGCCUUAUUUCUGUUCCCCUAUGCAGCUCUAAUGUUCAGUCAGGACUCACGUGGGUUUCAACUCCAUUAUGAAAAGCUUCCAUGUGACUUGUAAGCCUCUCUUGUGUUCCCCUUACCCAUGUUACGCACAAACAACAACCUCCCCAGUAUUUGGUAAGAAGGGGGAGAAAGUUCGCUCUAAUCCUUUAAUACUCCCCAACACACAUGCAUACAUGCACACACACUAUUCGGAGACUCAAAACUUUCCAGAAUCUCCCUCGUUCUCUGUUUUUGGAGGAGAGGUAGCGUUAGUUUCAGCUUUCUUAUUCACAGGCUCCCAUCCUUUUGCAUGGACCACUUUUUUACUGUGGACUCAAAAAGAAUCUGGAAGGUAUCUUGCUGGUGUAGAAUAUUCCUAUUAUUUCACUGUUAGUGUAUAGGGUGUUUUUCACUGAGGCAACUGAAACACUGGAAUGGAGUCUGGAGUCAACACCACAGGGGAGGUCAUUCCCUACGGAGGAAAAAGUGCCUUUUCACAAUUGGAGCACAACAUAGUGGCGGCAUACCUUAUCACUGCAGGUGUCAUCAGUUUGGCCAGCAACAUUGUGGUACUGGUGAUGUUUGUCAAGUUCAAGGAGCUGCGAAAUGCCACCAAUGCCAUCAUCAUCAACCUGGCCUUCACUGACAUUGGAGUGGCUGGCAUUGGCUAUCCCAUGUCUGCUGCCUCUGACCUCCACGGGAGCUGGAAGUUUGGCUACACUGGAUGUCAGAUCUAUGCAGCUCUGAACAUCUUCUUUGGGAUGGCCAGUAUUGGACUGCUGACAGUGGUGGCCAUUGACCGCUACCUAACCAUCUGUAGACCUGACAUAGGGCAGAAGAUGACCACCCGCUCAUACACACUCCUCAUUCUGGCUGCAUGGCUCAACGCAGUUUUUUGGUCGUCCAUGCCCGUGGUGGGUUGGGCCGGCUAUGCCCCUGACCCAACUGGUGCCACCUGCACCAUCAACUGGAGAAAUAAUGAUGCGGGCUUUGUCUCCUACACCAUGGCAGUAAUCGCUGUGAACUUCCUCAUCCCUUUGUCAAUGAUGUUCUACUGCUACUACAGUGUGUCUGUCACCAUGAAGAGAUACAAAGCCAGCAACCGCUUGGACAGCAUUAACAUGGACUGGUCAGACCAGAUGGAUGUGACUAAGAUGUCGAUAGUGAUGAUUGUCAUGUUCCUGGUGGCGUGGUCGCCGUACUCCAUAGUGUGCCUAUGGGCGUCCUUUGGGGACCCCAGAAAGAUUCCUGCCCCCAUGGCUAUCAUUGGUCCUCUCUUUGCCAAGUCCUCCACCUUCUACAACCCCUGCAUCUACGUUAUUGCCAACAAAAAGUUCAGAAGAGCGAUCACAGGAAUGCUCCGAUGUCAAACCCGACAACGGAUCACCAUCAACAACCAGGUUCCCAUGACGAUUUCCCAGCUCCCUUUGACCCAAUGAGGGAGGAUUGCUAGAUGUUACAUUCUAUGAUGAUUUUAUUCCCCCAAACUCUGAUUACACUUGUCAUUGAGUAUACUGUUAGAUGGGAUACGUGUAAGAAAGUUUAAAAGAUCCCACCCUACCAAGCUUUUUAGACCAUACCAGUGGUCAUGAGAGAACUGGAAAAUACUAAAUUCAAGAGUACUGAGGUACAUCCCAAGUCACCCAUUAUUUAUAGGUACCUCAAAAUAUACGAAAGUCGUUUUAUGUAAUUAGACACAGACAUCAUCAACCUUACAGUUUUGCCCUACAUUGCUGUACAUCAAUGAAGAGUCUGUCCAAUACCAGUGUUUCUGGACCACGUGGGUAGGUGCUUCUAUAUUAACUGGAUUUUAUUUUGAUAUGUUGGGGUUUACCAUGUAAAUUGCUCUUUUUAUGACAUUCUAGCCAUUGUCUUCCCAAUGUGUUUUACCUUAGUGUAAUAUUAGCAUAAACAAACAAUAAAGUAUGUUUGUGUACAACA
Molecule: messenger RNA, 2496 nt
Organism: Oncorhynchus nerka (sockeye salmon)
Lineage: Eukaryota; Metazoa; Chordata; Actinopteri; Salmoniformes; Salmonidae
Gene: rrh
Product: retinal pigment epithelium-derived rhodopsin homolog
Exons: 7
Coding region: 990-1994 (334 amino acids)
Biological process (GO): cellular response to light stimulus; phototransduction; G protein-coupled receptor signaling pathway
Cellular component (GO): plasma membrane; photoreceptor outer segment
Molecular function (GO): G protein-coupled photoreceptor activity
Source: RefSeq, a predicted model, not a curated record